Molecule: messenger RNA, 817 nt
Organism: Physeter macrocephalus (sperm whale)
Lineage: Eukaryota; Metazoa; Chordata; Mammalia; Artiodactyla; Physeteridae
Product: glyoxylate reductase/hydroxypyruvate reductase-like
Exons: 6
Coding region: 1-600 (199 amino acids)
Cellular component (GO): cytosol
Molecular function (GO): hydroxypyruvate reductase [NAD(P)H] activity; glyoxylate reductase (NADPH) activity; hydroxypyruvate reductase (NADH) activity
Source: RefSeq, a predicted model, not a curated record
AUGGCAAAAAGAACUAGCGGCGGCUGGACCUCGUGGAAGCCCCUGUGGAUGUGUGGCUACGGCCUCACACAGAGCACCGUUGGCAUCAUCGGUCUGGGGCGCAUAGGCCAGGCCAUUGCUCGGUGUCUGAAACCAUUCGGUGUCCAGAGAUUGCUUUACACAGGGCGCCAGCCCAGGCCUCAGGAAGCAGAGGAAUUCCAGGCAGAGUUUGUGUCCACCCACCAGCUGGCCGCUGAGUCUGAUUUCAUUGUCGUGGCCUGCUCCUUAACACCUGCAACCAGGGGGCUCUGCAACAAGGACUUCUUCCAGCAGAUGAAGAAAACGGCUGUGUUUGUCAACAUCAGCAGGGGAGAAGUGGUGGACCAGGACGACCUGUACCAGGCCCUGGCCAGUGGUCAGAUUGCAGCUGCUGGACUGGACGUGACGACCCCAGAACCACUGCCUACAAACCACCCUCUCCUGACCCUGAAGAACUGCGUGAUCCUGCCCCACAUUGGCAGUGCCACCCAUAGAACCCGAAACACCAUGUCCUUGUUGGCAGCUAACAAUUUGCUGGCUGGCCUGAGAGGGGAGCCGAUGCCCAGUGAACUCAAGCUGUAGCCACACGGGAGACACUGAGGCUAGGAGGCAAACGGCCCCGGGAUUCUGUCAGACGCACCCAGGCUUGAUUGGACCCACAGGAUGGGAGCCAAAGAAAAAAGUCUGAUGUGUACUGAUUCUGUGGAGGGAAGACUGGUGCUAAUGGAUGUGCUCCCACUUUUGUGGUUGGAAGCAUCUGAGCCCAAAGUGUGUAAUUCUAUUAAAUAAUUCUCUGAGA